Messenger RNA from Vigna umbellata (rice bean), 2026 nucleotides. NCBI's taxonomy places the organism in Eukaryota, Viridiplantae, Streptophyta, Magnoliopsida, Fabales, Fabaceae. The record is from RefSeq and is a predicted model, not a curated record.
UGUUUAGCUCACGCGUCUGAGUUUCGAGUUAGGUAUGGGGAAAACACAUUAAGAAAACUAGGCUUACGUUUUCCUACCUAAAUCGAAGGCGUAUUGAACUUAUUGAUUGUUUUACGUGUCCUGCUACUUCGAUCCUUGAAUUAUACUGAUAAUGAGUUUUACAGAAGAGGCAAUGAAGGUGGUAGGAAUUGCCAUACCUAAUCUUUGAAGUAGGUUGAGUAUUAUUUUCUUCCCUGGAGAACAAUUAUUUAUUAAUGUUGUUGGUUCGUGGCACUUUUUGUUUGUAGGUUUUACCACGCGUAUGACAACUAUAUGACAUAUGCAUUUCCGCAUGACGAGCUUAAACCUAUCUCUAAAACUUUCACCAACUCCCUGAGUGAGCUGGGAAAUUUGAAGCUUGAACACUUGCCUCAAGACUAUAAUGGCUCUGCGCUUACACUUAUUGAAUCGCUGUCUAGCCUUGUUAUUAUGGGAAAUAACACUGAAUUUGAGAGGGCAGUGCUUUGGCUUUCAGAAAAUCUUACAUUUGAUGUUGAUGCACGCAUAAAUCUUUUUGAGUGCAACAUAAGAGUUCUUGGAGGACUUGUCUCUGCUCAUUUGCUUUUAUCUGAUUCUUCAAAGAAGUUGUUACAAGGGGCUUACAACAAUCAGCUGCUAGUUCUGGCUGAAGAUUUAGGGAAACGCUUCCUACCAGCAUUUAAUACGCCUACUGGAUUGCCAUAUGCAUGGAUUAACUUAAAGGUAUGCAUAGAACAUUCAAAUUCUGUCACUCUGUAAAUCUUUUAUUUAGAGGGAAAGGCAUCAGCUUAUAUGUUUUUUUCAUUUAAUUUGGUUGGUAAGCUUUUGAAUGUUUGAAGAUAAGUAUGUUAAUAUUAAUCCUGUAGUCAAGAGUCAAAAGUUCUUAUUGCAUCAUUAAUUUAAAGAAAUACAUUUCCAUGUCCCUGUCACAUUUCCAGCUUGUUUUCUUCUGUCCACCACAGCUGCUGUCACUAGAUGUUGUCCUUCCCAUUACCAACUCAACAAGCUGAGCCCAUCAUUGAAUUCAACAUUAGUCACUUUGAGGUGGGGGGACUAUGAAUUUUUAGGUUAGUCAGUCCAUCCAGGCAUGCCACCCCUCUCCAUUGAUCUCUACCAAUGUUCUGGCAUGAAACUGUGCACCAGUCCACCUUUUCAGUAAUUCCUCCCUCCACAGAUCAGCUUGUCUUCUGUAUUAAGUUCUACCACAAUCCAUUGUGUUUCAGUUCCACCACCCGAACAGGCUGUUUAACCUUGUCUCUGUUGUGUGUGGUGGCCAUCUUUGUCUCUGUUUCUUUCCAUUUGGUCCCAGUGCCUUGUGUAUUGAUCUGUUCCAUCUGUGUUUGUUUGCCUUCCUGUCUGUUUGACUCUGUUUUGUCUUUCUGUUUAUAUCUGCAUGUAUUGACAUAUUGUGUUUGUGUAUAUACUUGCAUGACAUCUACUUACAAUUUUCAUGACACUGUUUGAAUUUUAACUUUGGCUCUGGUAGGGCUGUUGGUUGACAUUUUAUGAGCCAUUUUCAAGUCCAUUAAGACAGAUCAAGUUUUUCCCAAGCUGUCACUUUUCAAAGGUUUUUUCUUUUCUUCUACAGUUUGAAGUUAUUCAUGUGGUUUAAAGCUUCCAAAACCGUUUUGAUAAAUUUGAAAAGGCUUGGGACCCACUAUAAAUAUUUGUAAUGAUUUUUCUCUCUUGAUGGGCAUCUUUCUUUCAAUGUCUCUUCACCUUGGUUGUGCAACAGCCUAUCUUCCGAUUGUGCAUCAUUCUUCUUAUGUUAUGUUUUCAUGACAAUGAUUAUUUUGGUGCUUCCUUUUGUUAUCUCUUCAGCAGUCAACAGUUUUUGGGAUGUUCAUUGCGUUAUGUCGUCUCUUCUCUUCAGCCAUCUGGUUUAUGAACUUUACUUUUAAAUUAUUUUCCUUGUUAAUUGCACUUAUUUUUAACAAGCUAAGAGCUUAGUAAGCUUUAGCUUCAGAAAAUUCUAAGUCCAACCAUGUUAGGAAUGUUAAUUAAUUUG